AUGGAUGAAUUUGCCCAAACCCGCGGCGUCGACGAUCUCUUUGAUGAUGAAAUCGUCCCCCUUCCUGCCGAGGAAGUCGAGAUCGAAUACCACUCCGAACUCGAACCGGAACAUGUGGAUCGUGAAUCCACACAUCAACGACCGGCUCCCUCUCAUCCACGACCACCUUCACAACCACUGGCGUCACGGUCACCAGAAAAGCAACAGCAGCAACAUCAACAACAACAACAACGUGGUCGUGAAUCGCCGUCUCACGCUGAGGCACACGUACCGGCCCCUCAGGAGAGUAAUGGUGCCGCUCAGUAUAUAAAUGGCAAUAAUCAUCGGAGCCGCGGGAGUGGGCGCGGAUAUAGUGGGGAGAGGGGGAUGGGGAGGGGCAGAGGACAAGGCGGUGGUGGUUGGCGUGGUGGGAGGAGCGCGAGGUCGCUAGCGGCUGAGGAAAGGUGUAUUGCGCCGACCCCUACACCUGCCGCGGGUGGUGGAGAGGGAGAGGAAAAGGUGCGGGAUAGUAAAGAGGGGCAGGUGGAUGCAACUGUUGGUGGGGAUGCGGAUGGGAGAGCGAGGGAGACAGAUCGGAAUGAGGAAAACAGCGUGGAUAAAAAUACGAAAGAGCAGGACACGCCGGCACCUAGGAUUUUUGCGGUCAAGGGAGAUAGGAGCGGGACUGGCGGUGUGAAAAAGCCUAAGCUCACUGAGGACGAACUCACAGAACGCAUGAAAGCUGCUAAACUAAAAGCAGCGGAGCGGGCCGCAGCGCACGCCCGCGCGGAAGCCGACGAAGCCUCAUUUCUGGAACGUGAGCGCGUCGCCGCCGAAAAACGGCGUGAGGAGAUGCAGAACCGCCACGCGAUGAACAACGAACGGGAGCGGAAUCGGCGACGAAAACUUGAGGCGCAAACCAGGCGUGAGUGGGAUGUUGAGAAGUCUGUGGAGGCUUUCGCGUCGACGGCGGGACGCGGCCGUGGUUCGUAUCGACGUGGUGCGCAUGGCGCUGUUGCUAAUGGUGGGACCGCUCCGGCGGCGGAUGGUGUGCGGGGGUUUGCAGAAGAUUCGUUAAUAGAGCAUGAGAGUGGGGGAUAUUUUCGCGGGAGAGGAAGCGGGCGCGGGAACCCGCGUCGCGCAAGAGGUGGAAGGGGCCGUGGGGAUUAUUUUGCUAGACAAAUGUCCGGGGCCCCAUCUGGGCCUGACGUUGAGAAGUGGGUCGAAGGCGUGUCGCCUUCACAUCACCCUCUUGAGCCUCCUCGCGUUAACGAGGAAGACGAGUUCCCUGCGCUGCCGACUGCAUCCGGUGGAAGUGGGAGCGGAAAUAGGAAUGGCCAUGCGAAUUCGAAUGGUAAGGAAGGUGUUGCUACACCACUUUCACCUCAGGGGUCGUGGGCGGAGCAGGUGGAGAUGACCCAGGCACAGCAGGAAGAGCAACAACAGUCAUUGCAAGCGACAUUAUCAUCCAUGACAUUAGAGGGGAAAAGAGAGGGUAAUUCGUAA
Histoplasma mississippiense is the source of this 1485-nucleotide messenger RNA. RefSeq lists its product with no specific name. NCBI's taxonomy places the organism in Eukaryota, Fungi, Ascomycota, Eurotiomycetes, Onygenales, Ajellomycetaceae. The transcript has 2 exons. The coding region runs from base 1 to 1485 and encodes 494 amino acids. The record is from RefSeq and is a predicted model, not a curated record.